Eucalyptus grandis is the source of this 1284-nucleotide messenger RNA. RefSeq names its product protein CANDIDATE G-PROTEIN COUPLED RECEPTOR 7. The coding region runs from base 1 to 1284 and encodes 427 amino acids. NCBI's taxonomy places the organism in Eukaryota, Viridiplantae, Streptophyta, Magnoliopsida, Myrtales, Myrtaceae. Gene Ontology annotation, cellular component: Golgi apparatus; membrane. The record is from RefSeq and is a predicted model, not a curated record. Gene Ontology annotation, biological process: transport. The transcript has a single exon.
AUGGCGAAGUUGCAUUACGCUCUGCUCCUACUCAUUUCUCUCAUUUCCCACUCCAAUGCCGACAUCAAAACCCUAAGCCUAACUUCCGAUCCUCGUCCGAUCAUCCUUCUCCAUACAUUCGCCUUCACAGACUUGGGCCGGGUUACAAUCUCCGCUUCUGAUGUCUCCAUCAGUCCAUUACUCCGUCGAACGGAUUCUUCUCGUUUGGGCUUUGUCCUUCUCCCGGAGGAAGCUCUCUUGCAAUUCUUCCACGAAAUCCGAGAAAACCCUAAGUUCUGCAUCCUCGAUUCCCACCGCAGCGUCAAUCUCUUCACCUUCCGCAACGUGUCUCGUCCGCUACGCAGCCAUUUUAAAAGAACCUAUCCCGUUACUUAUCCCAGCGGAUACUACUUCCUGUUCUUUGCCAACUGCCAUCCGGAUGUCCGUGUAUCCAUGAAUGUCCACACUGAAUUGUACAAUCUCGAUUUGGACGGCUCCAAGAAUUACCUCCCGCUUGGACAAUCGACGCUAAUUCCACUCUUCGUCGCGUUCUCUCUUGCUUACUUCUUUGUCUUAGCUCUCUGGGUCUAUUACUGCCGUUGCAACAAGGAAUCCACGAAUCGGGUCCAUCGCUUGCUCAACGGACUAAUUAUGGCGAAAACACUGAGUCUCAUCUAUGCCGGGCUGGAUAAGUACUCCGUUAAACUUACUGGGUCACCUCACGGUUGGGAAAUCUCGUUCGAAGUUUUUCGAUUCCUGUCAUCACUUAUCAUCGCGGCAUUGAUCAUAAUUGGAUUCUCGUUCUUCAAGCAGUUCUUGCCAGAGAAGUCGGCUAAGGUAUGGAUCAUCCCCAUCGCGCUCCAGGUUCUCUCCAAUCUAGCUUUCCCUUUUGCAGUCAUGAUGGGAGACACUGGGCCCUGGGUGGUGUUGGGGCUGGCUUUGCUGGACAUGAUCUGCACGUGCACCAUCGUUGUUACCGUGGGGAGGUCUAUUUGGUUGCUGAAGGAGGCUGCAAAGACUGACGAGAAGGUGGCGAUGAAAUUGGCGAAGAUUAAAAAGUUUGCCUUGGUCUAUGCCUUGGCAAUCGGUUAUUUUUAUGUCGCACCGAUGGUAGCUCUGGUAUUGAACUGCUUCAUUGCAACUAGGUACAAGUGGGUGAGCAACGCGGUGCAGGAGGGUGCGAAUCUAACGAUUUAUGUGGUCACGCUUCGCAUGUUUAGGCCUGUCAAUGAUUACACCAUUCUUGACGCACAAGAUGAGAUGGAAGAAACAAUGGCUGUAGCAUAUGAAGAGUCCGAGGUUUGA